AUGUCGUCCCCGUCGCCGGAAGAGAAGCAGACGCAGAAGGACAAGGUUAUCGCGCAGGCGACCGCCAAGCUCCAAGAGGCGCAGCAGGAGGCCGAGUCGGCCGCGGAGGCCCGUCGCCGCGCCGAGGGGGUCGAGGACCCUGAGGAGAAGAAGAAGAUCUUAGCCGAGGCGGCGGAGCACGAAAAGAAGUCAAAGUCCCUUGCAAAGCAGUCGCAGCGCCUGCAGAGCGGCGUCUGGCAGGGCGGUAUCGGCGGCGCGGGCAUUGGUGCUGGGGUCGGCACGGGUUUGGGCGCCGGCGUGGGGACGCUGGUCGGCACUGUCGUUGGGGGCGUCACGGCGAUCCCGACCACGGGGUUGGGACUCCUUGUCGGUGCCGGGACCGGGGCGAUUCAUGGGCCCUGGUACAAGUUGGACCAGGAGAAGAAGAAGGAGGCGGGCGAGGAAGGGGGAGAGGCUGCCGCAGAGGAUGAGAAGGAUGGGAAGGGCGACAAGUGA
Colletotrichum destructivum is the source of this 495-nucleotide messenger RNA. RefSeq lists its product as uncharacterized. The transcript has a single exon. Bases 1 to 495 code for a protein of 164 amino acids. The record is from RefSeq and is a predicted model, not a curated record. NCBI's taxonomy places the organism in Eukaryota, Fungi, Ascomycota, Sordariomycetes, Glomerellales, Glomerellaceae.